Messenger RNA from Ectocarpus siliculosus, 1182 nucleotides. NCBI's taxonomy places the organism in Eukaryota, Phaeophyceae, Ectocarpales, Ectocarpaceae. The record is from the annotation of a GenBank genome assembly.
AUGCACUCAAGACUAAGGCCCGAGCUCCCGCUGUUCUACAACGACGUCUACAGGGUUGACCUGCCAGAUGGGCAUCGCUUCCCGAUGGAGAAAUACCGCCUUGUCCGCGAGGGUCUGCAAGGCGAGCUACUGGGCCGCGUAAACGGGAUCCCUGCGGUGUCGUUCGCCGUGUCGCCGACGGCGAGUCUGGAUGACCUGUGCACGACCCACGAUAAGGGCUACGUAGAGCGAUAUUUCGAGGGCCGCUUCACGAAUAGAGAGAACAGAACUGUGGGGUUUCCAUGGAGCGAGGCGUCGGUGAAACGGAGCCUGAGUUCCGUUGGGGGCACAGUCGCUGCUAUGCACGCUGUGUGUGCGGACGGAGAGCUGCGUGACCGCCGUCCCGGGGCCCGAAGAACACCGCCCUCUCUGUUUUCGGGGCACAUCGCAGGCGGGACGCACCACGCGUUUUCGGACAGAGGGGAAGGGUUCUGCGUCUUCAGCGACAUCGCGGUAGCAGCUAACGUGGCCCUCCGGGACUACCCGGAAACAAUACGACAGAUCCUCAUCGUCGACUGUGACGUGCACCAGGGGAAUGGGAAUGCCGUGCUGUUCAAGUCGAAACCCGAGGUUUCUACCUUCAGCAUCCACUGCAAGGCCAACUACUUCUCGGAGAAGGAGGAUUCCGACGUGGAUAUUGAGGUGGAGGAAGGUGCCGGCGAUGAGGAGUAUCUAUCCCUCUUGUCCGAACGCCUUCCAAGUCUAGUGGACCACGUCCGACCAGACCUAAUCUUUUACCAGGGAGGCGUCGACCCCCUGGAGCACGACCGACUUGGGAGGUUAAGCCUCACGAGGGAAGGGCUGCGUCUACGAAAUCGCCUGGUAUACGACACGGCCCUUGCGAGGGGCAUCCCUACCGUACUCACGAUGGGUGGAGGUUACCCGAAGGACCUAGACCCAGCGUCGGAAGACUUCGGGCACAUCGUGCGGAGCCACCGGGACGUGUACGAGGACGCCGCGGCUUGCAUAAAUACGUCUGCUUUCUAAGGUAGAGGUUCUUUGAGCAUCGGCAAGCAGUAGUAUCACGGGUUUCCAGAUCAAACCCGACGUGUGGAUAGACGUCGGCUUUUUAGAGGGGCGUCUUUGGGCGGCGGCAGGGCGAGUGGUGUGGUGGGUUUCCAUAGCAAAUCCGGUGUGGAAAAA